GGGCAUACCAAUCUACCAAAUCAUGUCCGUUAAACACCAUUACUCCUCCUCUCCCUCCUUCCCGGCUUGCUUCCGCCCUUCUACCACAACCGACAACCACCAGGACCCUCCGCCGCCGCCCCCGGGGAAGCCGAAUCUCACCACAUGUCUCUACGAUACCCAACUAGGCCUCUUUUCCCUUACCUGGUCUCGCACCUUCCUCGGCUACUCCCUCCACCUCAACCUCCACCCUGCCGCCCACUGCUCCUCCCCUCUGUCCCUGCCAAAUUCUCUUUCAUUUUCGCUUCUCCACUUUCACCUCCACAUCAAACCCUUCCUCUUUUGGAAAAAACAGGGGCGUAAAAAACUGGCCGCCGCCUCAAUCCCUAAUGCCUACAUCUUCUGGGACUUAUCCCGGGCUAAACUCGGAUCUGGGCCCGAACCCGAAUCGGGAUUCUACAUCGCCGUCGUGGUCAAAGGUGAGAUGACACUUGUAAUCGGGGAUUCUACCAAACAGGCUUUUUCCAGGACGAGAGCUCAGAAGCCCCCGAGGAGCCAAGUUCUGCUCUUGAGAAAGGAACAUGUGUUUGGGAACAGGGUUUACACUACGAAGGCAAACUUCGGGGGAAAAAACAGGGAGAUUUCCAUAGAUUGUAGGGUGAAUGAGGAUGCGAAGCUCUAUUUCAGCGUCGAUAACAGGAGGGUUUUGCAAAUUAAGCGACUGAAGUGGAAAUUCAGGGGUAAUGAAAAGAUUGAAGUUGAUGGGGUUCCGAUUCAGGUCUCCUGGGACGUUCAUAACUGGUUGUUUGAUCGGGAUUUGAACGGUGGGCAUGCCGUCUUCAUGUUUAAGUUCGAGAAUCGCGGCUCCGUUGAGCAAGAAGAUGAAGAUCGGAGUUUCGACGAGAAAAACGGCUUGGUCUUGUGGCAACAGAACUCGGGUAGCUUCAGCAUGAACCCAACAGAGUGGAAAAAGAUGAGGAAAAGCAGCUUCUUGAGGUCAACGAGGAGUUCAUCUUGGUCGUCCAUUUCUUCGGCGUCUUCAGGGUGCAGUUCCUCCGUGAUGGAGUGGGCCAGCACGGAGGAGAACGAGCUGAGCAGCCCCAGUGGGUUCUCCUUGGUAGUCUACGCCUGGAAAAAGUAAAGAACUUUCCAUUUCUUCCAUUGAUGAAACCUGAAUCCUCUGUUUUCGGGUAAUGUUGCAAUUCCAUGUCUCACUAACCCAUUUGUUCUUGAACAUAGUAGAAUCAAAAUUCUAGAGAAAGAGCUAAAAACCAUAGAAAGAGAGAUAUAUAGAUUAGAUCUAACCCAAUUCAGUUCUUGAUCUUCUUCUUCUUCUUUUUUUCCUUUUUCCUUUUCCUUUUUCCUUUUUUAAAUCACUGUAAUCGAAAUUAUUAGCAGUAGUGAUCAAAUCUUUGAUUUAGAUUGUGAAAUUAAGAGGAAGAAGCAAUGAAAAUUCCAUUCUUUCACUUCUGUUACACAAAAUUUUAGCCUGUCUGAUUAAUAGCUAUAAAAACAGGGGUUGUACUAGGUUGGGAAAAGAAACAGUUGUGCCCUUGAACUUAGAUAAAGUUGUCAAGUAAGCCUCUACAUUAAAUUUGUUACUAAAUAAGAACCCGACUGGUAUAAAACAGUGAUAAAGGGACCUUUCCAAGGAAAAUUUUUUAAAUUAAGUUUCUACAUGUGC
This is a messenger RNA of Rubroshorea leprosula, 1663 nucleotides long. The record is from the annotation of a GenBank genome assembly. NCBI's taxonomy places the organism in Eukaryota, Viridiplantae, Streptophyta, Magnoliopsida, Malvales, Dipterocarpaceae.